AUCCUCAACUUCGCAACCUCCGUCGACAUCGCUAACCCACAGCACCUCCAAGAUGAAGUACAUCCACUCCGAGGAACUGCUCGAGAUCCCCGAGGGGGUCACGGUCUCCAUCAAGACCAGGAACGUUGUCGUUGAGGGUCCCCGUGGCAAGCUCGAGAAGUCUCUCGCCCACUUGGCUGUCUCGUUCACCCACCCCAAGAAGAACCUCAUCAAGAUCGAGCUCCACCACGGCUCGCGCAAGAGCGUCGCUACCCUCCGCACCGUCCGCACCCUCAUCAACAACUUGAUCAUCGGCGUCACCAAGGGCUUCAAGUACAAGAUGCGUUACGUCUACGCCCAUUUCCCCAUCAACGUCAACGUUGAGAAGAACGCCGAGACCGAUCAGUUCGAGGUCGAGAUCAGGAACUUCAUUGGCGAGAAGCUUGUUCGCAGGGUGGUCAUGAGGCCCGGUGUGGACGUCGAGGCAUCAAAGAACCAGAAGGAUGAGCUGCAGCUCUCCGGAAACUCCCUCGAGGAUGUUUCCCAGUCAGCUGCCGACAUCCAGCAGAUCUGCAAGGUCCGCAACAAGGAUAUCCGAAAGUUCUUGGAUGGUCUCUACGUCUCGGAGCGUGGCAACAUUGUCGAGGAUGCUUAAGUAGCGAGCGGGAGUACGGCUUGAUUCUUUCACGGGCAUAUGAACGACUACGAGUGUCUUUGCAUCACGGACUGCGGUCGGCGCCUUGGGGGAUAAACUUCAAAACUGAUGUUCAAUAUCAUCACACCGUCAAAAAGACGGAAACCCA
This is a messenger RNA of Boeremia exigua, 782 nucleotides long. RefSeq names its product 60s ribosomal protein-like protein l9. The transcript has 4 exons. Gene Ontology annotation, molecular function: rRNA binding; structural constituent of ribosome. NCBI's taxonomy places the organism in Eukaryota, Fungi, Ascomycota, Dothideomycetes, Pleosporales, Didymellaceae. The coding region runs from base 53 to 634 and encodes 193 amino acids. Gene Ontology annotation, biological process: cytoplasmic translation. Gene Ontology annotation, cellular component: ribosome; cytosolic large ribosomal subunit. The record is from RefSeq and is a predicted model, not a curated record.